AGAGUAUGAGGAAGCCAGCACUGGUCAAGUGACUCUAAGGAGGGCCAUUUUCCCUUGCUGUCUUUGAAAAUACUUCAUUUUCUUAGCAUUUCAGGAGAUUAUAACAUCCUAUAUUUCAGUUUCUGAGAGCUUUACUGACUGAUUUCUCAUUCAAAACAAUCCUCAUUUCCUAUAUUUCUGAAGAUCUCAAGAUCUGGACUACUGUUGAAGAAAUUCCCAGUAAGGCUCACUUAUAUCUUUAGAGAUGGCAAAUGACUACAAGAAAAUUGUUCUACUAAAAGGAUUAGAGGUCAUCAAUGAUUAUCAUUUUAGAAUUGUUAAGUCCUUACUGAGUAACGAUUUAAAACUUAAUCCAAAAAUGAAAGAAGAGUAUGACAAAAUUCAGAUUGCUGACUUAAUGGAGGAAAAGUUCCCAGGUGAUGCUGGUUUGGGCAAACUAAUAGAAUUCUUCAAAGAAAUACCAACACUGGGAGAUCUUGCUGAAACUCUUAAAAGAGAAAAGUUAAAAGUUGUGAAUAAAAUUGAAUCCAUUCCAGUCAAAGGAAUAACCCCAUCUAAAAAGACGAAACAGAAAGAAGUGGAUCCUGCUACACCUGCAUCCACCCCAAGCAACUGUCUCACAGCUAAAGGAGCAGAGGAGACUCUUGGACCUCAGAAAAGAAAAAAACCAUCUGAAGAAGAGACUGGAACCAAAAGGAGUAAGAUGUCCAAAGAGCAGACUCAGCCUUCCUGCUCUGCAGGAGCCAGCAUGUCCACAGCCAUGGGCCGUUCCCCACCUCCCCAGACUUCAUCAUCAGCUCUACCCAACACUUCCUCAACUGAGGCAUACUUGAUGAACUUGACAUUAUCUCUGACUGCAGGAAGUUUUCUGUCCUGUGUUGUUUGGGGAAGAGACAGAGAGCUGCGGAAUCUGGAACUUUCAGCAAUGGACUCACUGUCUACUGCCCCCAUCUAUUACACACCCAUUCCCUUUGCUCACUAAUUUGUUCAAGUUUCUUUGAUGUACACCAUGCUCCUUUUUCCUUUAGGAUUUUCACACACCAUAUUUCUUUCACCUUAAAACUCUUACCUGGCCAACCCUAUCCACACUCUGGAUCCCAAUAUUGAGAACUUAUCCUCAGGGGAUCCUCACUUAGACCCCUGUAACAGGUUAAAUCUUCAUGGCAUUCUGUUUCCUAGGAACUUCUUUCUUUUCUACUGUUUAUGACAACUGAAGUUAAUAAGUGUUUAUGUUUCCCACCUACUCAAAGUAGUUCCAAGAUUAGGGCUAGUUUGUAAUUCUGUGGACCACUGUAAACCAGGGCCUAGUUCAGUGUCUGCCUCAUGGGAAGCUUCCAAUAAAUACCUUUACUCAAUGAGAAAAUGAAAACCCAGUGGCUCACGCCUGUAAUCCCAGCACUUUGGUAGGCCGAGGUGGGUGGAUUGCCUGAGGUCAGGAGUUUGAGACCAGUCUAGCCAACAUGACGAAACACCAUCUCUACUAAAAAUACAAAAAAAUUAGCUGGGUAUGGUGGCUUGUGCCUAUAAUCCCAGCUACUUGGGAGGCUGAGGCAGAGGAAUUGCUUGAACCAGGGAAGUGGACAUUGCAGUGAGCUGAGAUCGCACCACUGCACUCCAGCCUGGGUGACAGAGCGAGACUCUGUCUCAAAAUAAAAAAGUAAAAAAAAAAAAAAAAGUAAACCAUAUUCUAAGAUAUGAACCACUACAGAUAAGCAAAUGACAAAUAAAGGUCAUCUGACUCAGUCAAAAAUACCUAUUGUGAGGCCAAAAGGUUGUAAAAACAAAGAGAAGUGACGGAAUAGGGAAGAGAGCUCAGGAGUUUGGGAAAAUGUAGGCAGGCAGAAGAUGAUACACAAAGACUUACAAAUAAAAGAAAGUAAAUUACAAUUAAUAAUUGCAUGAUUCUGAUAAUCCUUAUAAUGCUGUACUCAUCUCAAAUUUGGACAGGUCAGCCUUACUAUAUGCAUGUAUCAGCAAUAGCCUAAAAACUAAUUGAAACUCUAAUGAGCUUUAUUAUAAAAAAGAAUGUUCUAUAUUUCUGAUACACAAUAAAGGGGAUCAAUUAUGAUGGGCAGCAAGUGAUGAAACCACAACACCAACCUUAAUUUGCUCUAUUCCCUUUUUUCUUACAUUAGAUUUUGUAUUAAUAUAAGACUAUUUCACAAAAAAGGAAUAAAUGCAGACAAACCAGAUCAAACUUAAUUAACUUUAUGUGAAAUUCCAGCAUCCAUAACAUGCCACAUUUCUCUAUAUACCCUCUCAUAUUUACUCCUAUGUAUACACAUAUUUUUUCUGAAAAUAUCAUCAUGCAAUGUAAUGUCCUAUUAUGUCUCUCUGAGCAGUUAUAUGAUCCCUUUCAUGCAGGUCCUGUAUUCAUGUGGCUCUUUGUGAAGUUGCAUAUCAGUUACUAUUAAUAUUCUCACGGAUGAAUCUACAGUUACUGAUUAACUUGUGUUGGGAAAGGACUUUUCUGUUUUAGGCUGAAUGGGUUGCAUGGAUGAAAAGUCAGAUCAAAUAAAGUCCAAUCACUCAAAGAUGAUCACUGUAUAUGGUAUUCCAGAUCAGACCACUCCAGGAGCUGCUGGUUUGUGAAUGAGGCCUACCUAUUCCUCCAGUGCUUUUUCUUGAAAUUGAACAACUUUCCCUUCAUUAAUGUUUUCUGCUGCAAAUGAAGGAAACCUGGAUGUUAUA
This is a messenger RNA of Pongo pygmaeus (Bornean orangutan), 2691 nucleotides long. RefSeq names its product pyrin and HIN domain-containing protein 1. Gene Ontology annotation, cellular component: cytosol; nucleolus; nucleoplasm. The coding region runs from base 245 to 982 and encodes 245 amino acids. Gene Ontology annotation, molecular function: double-stranded DNA binding. Lineage: Eukaryota; Metazoa; Chordata; Mammalia; Primates; Hominidae. The transcript is spliced from 5 exons. The record is from RefSeq and is a predicted model, not a curated record. Gene Ontology annotation, biological process: cellular response to interferon-beta; activation of innate immune response.